UACACCUUGUUCCGGAUGAGAAUCACCCAAGGAAAUCAUAUCAUGGAAGUUUGAACAAAAUCUACGUGUCCACAGGAUGAAGCCUCAAAAUAUUCAAUCAAAUGAAAUGUUUUACUGAACUCCACGACACCACAAGCAUGUAUGGGACCCACCAUAUAAAGACGAGAUGAGCAGUAUUAUCUUUUUCUCGUAUUUCGCUUCUGUCAGUAAAUCUUCUUUCAGUCGAGAAUUCACUUUCGAGUGUAAGAAUUUAUUGUCGGUGCAUCCUUCUUUCUGAAGCGGUGGUUUCACUAUUUGCAGGAGCCAAAACAGGUGCUAAUCGAAUCGCCUUGCCGUAAAAUUAUCUGCAGUUAAAUUUGUCGAAAUCUCUUACGUGAAGCGAAAUUUGGCGAGAUAUAGGAGUCAACAGUUGAAGGCAUUCGUGCAUCGUUUUCCUUCUGACACAGAUUUGGAUCCAUAUAGGAGUAUAAUAUGAGCAGCCAUACUGGUAGUUCAUCUCCAUCCAAAUCCACUUUUGAAUAUGAGUUGUUGGAAGGAGAUGCUGAAAACCUUAAGACUGUUGCAGCACCACCCAUCCAAUCUAAUCCCUGGAUUGACCCUGGAGCCUUAAGGAUUACUCAUAGAAUUGGCAGGGGUCCAUUUGGUGAUAUAUGGAUUGCAACUCUUCAUUAUACAGAGGGUUAUGAUGAACCGCAAGAAGUGGCCGUUAAAAUGUUAAAGUUCAUGAGCGAAGAACAAGUUCAGCCUUUCAUGGCGAAAUUUCAGAAUGUGUUUUACAAGUGUCGGGAAAAACAACAUGUCUGUUGGCCAUAUGGUCUAUCUCUAAAACAGGAGAAGAUCUGUAUAGUUAUGAAGCUUUAUGAAGGCUCUGUGGGAGACAAAAUGGCUCAACUCAAAGGAGACCGACUUCCCUUAUCAGAUAUCUUAAGGUAUGGCACUGAUGUGGCACAAGGUGUGUUAGAGCUUCAUUCUCAAGGGAUCCUGGUUCUUAAUCUUAAACCUUUCAAUUUACUUCUUGAUGAACAUGACCAAGCAGUUCUAGGAGACUUUGGUAUUCCAAUGCUACUUCAGGGAAUUCCAUUGUCAAGUUCUGAUUUAACACUAAGACUGGGCACACCAAAUUAUAUGGCACCAGAGCAAUGGGAGGCAGAUGUAAAAGGUCCAGUUUCAUGGGAAACAGAUUGCUGGGGAUUUGGGUGUAGCAUUGUAGAAAUGUUUACAGGAAUCAGGCCUUGGUAUGGGAGAUCAGCAGAGGAAAUUUAUGCUGCAGUAGUUAUCAGGCACGAAAAGCCAAAAGUUCCGAGCGGAUUGCCUUGUGCUAUUGAAAGUAUUCUCAAAGGUUGCUUUGAGUAUGAUUUUCGGAAUCGACCAUCAUUUGCAGACAUACUCUUUGCUUUAAAAAACAGCCCGAAUGCAAUAUUUGGUGAUAGUGGAUGGAUUUGUGCUAGAGACAAGAGUGAAUUGAAAGGAAAUGAUGUUCAGAACUGCAACUGGCUAUUUUUAAAGGACAAGCUUCAAGUUGGGGAUUAUGUGCGGUCAAGAAAGAUUGCCAAUUUGAAACAAACGAAGGACAUGAGUAUUGUGGAGGGGACGAUAGUUGGAAUGGAUAGUGAUAUGUAUGUGCUUGUAAGGGUGCAUGGCUUGCAUGACCCUAUGAGGAUGCAUUCCAGUCAUCUAGAGAGAGUUUCUCUAGGCUUUGGUGCAGGAGAUUGGGUUCGGUUACAUGGAUCACAUUUGCAGAAUUCAGGAUCUGGGGAAAAACAAUCUCCUGUUGGUAUUUUACACUCGAUAAGCCGUGAUGGGAAAGUUGAAGUGGCUUUUCUAGGGCUUGAGACACUUUUGACAGGACACUGUUCUGAACUUCAGAUGUCUGAAUCAUUUUCUGUUGGAGAAUUUGUGAGGGUUAAACUUGGUAUUAGUUCUCCGAGGUUUCAGUGGCCUCACCAAAAAAAUGGCUGGGACACAGGUAGGAUUGAAUGGAUUUUUCCAAAUGGGUGUCUUAUGGUGAAGUUUCCAGGCCGUCUUUUUGGAAAUGUGCCUUGCUUGGCAGAUCCAGCUGAGGUAGAGCUUGUACAAUUCAAGAACUGUGUUGGCAUAGUGAAAAAAUAUCAUCAUCUCGAAUCUGUGCACUGGGCAGUGCGCCCUGUGAUUGUUACUUUGGGUUUCUUGACUGUUUUGAAACUUGGAAUGUUUGUGGGUUGUAUUGGUUCCAAAGCAAGGAGAAGAAAGAUAAAACAGAGUAGUCAGCAGCCUUUGGAUGCCCAAACUACAGGACAAGAUCCUCAUAAUUCUGGAGCAGUUCUUUCUCCCAAGGAAAACGUGCUUAACAAAAGGAGUUAUAUUCGACUCAAAUAAGCAAGUUUAUGCACGUUGUGAAUCCAUUGCAACUUGGAUGGACAAGAACCGGAUUUGUCAAGGAAACAUGUACAUGCACUUUUUUCCAACAAGAAUUCAUUGACUUAUAUUUGUGCUAAACAAUAUUGUAUAUCAGUACAUCUGGUAAACUGGCCUGCGUUGUAUAAUUGAUUUGGACAUGCCAAAUUACAUAUGCUGCUAUUCUACUGAAUAGGAUCAGAAUUUGGAGCAGUUGGUUUGUAGCUGUUGUGAUUUUAUUAACGAAUUAUAUGAUUUGUAUUGCCUCCUGAGGCGAGUUUCUAAAAAUGCACCUUCAGGCUGGCUUUUAUGUCAGCUUAUGUCUCUUUUCAAUUAUUAGUAUUUACUAUUACCAAUA
This is a messenger RNA of Cryptomeria japonica (Japanese cedar), 2731 nucleotides long. RefSeq names its product E3 ubiquitin-protein ligase KEG. NCBI's taxonomy places the organism in Eukaryota, Viridiplantae, Streptophyta, Pinopsida, Cupressales, Cupressaceae. The coding region runs from base 472 to 2355 and encodes 627 amino acids. Gene Ontology annotation, biological process: protein phosphorylation. The record is from RefSeq and is a predicted model, not a curated record. The transcript has 9 exons. Gene Ontology annotation, molecular function: protein kinase activity; ATP binding.